GUCUCAAUCUUACUCGUUUCACAAAUAUCAGAGAACAUCGUUCUAUUUUCAUUAUAGAUCAAAUGGACAACUCAAAAGAUUCGCAAGAUAAUCGUAUCAAACAGUUAAAAGCUUUUGAUGCCACUAAAUCUGGUGUCAAAGGAUUGGUUGAUGCUGCAGCUGGUGGGGCUGUCGAUAUUCCUGAAAUAUUUAUCCGACCACCUGAUGAACUCGCUGAAGAUCUGGAAGUUACCCGAACCAGUUUACGUAUUCCUGCUAUAGAUCUCAAUGGGGUUGAUCAUAAGCAAAGUUCAACAAGGGAAAAGAUCGUUGAAGAGAUUAAACAAGCUUCAGAAAGAUGGGGAUUUUUUCAGGUGAUUAAUCAUGGAAUACCCAUGAAAGUGCUUCAAGAUAUGCUGAAGGGGGUGAGUGAGUUUAAUGAUCUUGACGUCGAGGUGAAAAAGGAAUAUUAUUCAAGGGAUCCCGAGAGGAUGGUGAAGUUCAACACAAAUUACGAUUUUUACAUGUCGCGAGCAGCGAAUUGGAGGGAUACUUUGGUCAUUGAUAUGCUGAAUUCAUAUCAUCUUGAUCCUGAAGAUCUGCCAUCGGUUUGCAGAGAUGCUACCAUCAAUUACCUUAACCAUCUCACAAAAUUGGUGGAUAUCCUUUUUGAGUUAUUAUCUGAAGCUCUUGGACUCGAAACAAACCACCUGAAACAACUUGAAUGCGAGAAAGGUCGAACCAUUGCUUGCCACUACUACCCUGCAUGUCCUAUGCCUGAACAGACCCUAGGAGUCAGCAAGCACACRGAUGCUUCUUUCAUCACUGUACUUCUACAAAAUCAGGUUGGAGGCCUAGAAGUUCUGCACGGAAAUCAAUGGGCGCAAGUCGAGCCUAUUCCUUGUUCUCUUGUUGUGAAUAUUGGAGAUCUUCUUCAGAUUGUAUCAAACGACAAGUUCAAAAGCGUGAUACAUCGUGCCUUUGGCAAUCGAAGUCAAGCAAGAACGUCAGUUGGAUGUUUUUAUCAUGGUGUGGCUACACCUCCAAAAAUUUAUGGGCCUAUCAAGGAGAUAAUCACAAAAGAAAGUCCCCAAAUGUUUAGAGAAUUCACAGUACGGGACUACAUGAUGAAGUUCUACUCGAGGAGGCUUGAUGAAAAGUCUGGCCUAAACUAUGUUCGAAUAUAAGGCCAAUAUAUUUCUAUCAAGUUAUUUAGGUUUUCAAUAGAAGUUGGCUUCAAUCAUGUGACAUAUAUAUAGUAAAUCAAAUUACAUGUUUCUAGCAUAUUCUUGGUUGGGAGAUCUCAAAUUUGUGAGAACGUAAGUUUCUUGAAUAUUUUAGGCUCUCGUAUAAAGAUCUUCUUGGAUCUAAUAUGCUUAUGUUUGUAUUUCGUUAUUUCUAGCUUUGAAUUGUGGUUUGAGAUGGUUAUGGUAGCGAGGUACUUGUGGAUCUCAAGCCUUUAUGGUGUAAUAAUGUUAUAAAUAUUUGGGAAAUGUUUAUGAUUGGUUUGUUGGGUGC
Messenger RNA from Cynara cardunculus var. scolymus (artichoke), 1497 nucleotides. Its product is annotated as 1-aminocyclopropane-1-carboxylate oxidase homolog 1-like. Bases 63 to 1166 code for a protein of 367 amino acids. The transcript has 3 exons. The record is from RefSeq and is a predicted model, not a curated record. NCBI's taxonomy places the organism in Eukaryota, Viridiplantae, Streptophyta, Magnoliopsida, Asterales, Asteraceae.